Mycetomoellerius zeteki is the source of this 983-nucleotide messenger RNA. RefSeq names its product Zinc/iron regulated transporter-related protein 102B (gene Zip102B). Gene Ontology annotation, molecular function: metal ion transmembrane transporter activity. The transcript has 6 exons. NCBI's taxonomy places the organism in Eukaryota, Metazoa, Arthropoda, Insecta, Hymenoptera, Formicidae. The coding region runs from base 101 to 934 and encodes 277 amino acids. The record is from RefSeq and is a predicted model, not a curated record. Gene Ontology annotation, cellular component: membrane. Gene Ontology annotation, biological process: transmembrane transport; zinc ion transport.
AACAUGCAGUUAACCAUUCUUAUUGCUUUACAUACGUGUUUAAUUAAUUAAUAAUGUAAUAUUGGGAAUUAAUAGUUCCUUUCGUUAUUAAGAGAAAAUAAUGGAAAAGGGAGCAAUGUUAUGGAUACUUACUCUUGUUAUGCUGGUUGGCUCAUGUUUGGCUGGAUCAUUACCAUUAGUCAUGAGUUUGUCUGAAGAUAAAUUACAAUUAGUAUCGGUAUUAGGAGCAGGUCUUCUUGUUGGAACUGCAUUAGCAGUGAUUAUACCUGAAGGUAUAAGAGCUUUAUUUACUGGCGAAAUUACUAAUGAAAAACAAUUACAUGGUGAUUUACAUUCUUUAAUUGGAAUUAGUUUAGUGCUUGGUUUUGUAUUUAUGCUUUUGAUUGAUCAAUGUUCAGCAAAAAAAAGUGAUGGAAGACAAAAAAGUGUUACAGCAACUUUAGGUCUUGUAGUACAUGCAGCAGUUGAUGGAGUUGCAUUAGGAGCUGCUGCUACUACAUCUCAAACUGAUGUUGAAAUGAUAGUUUUUUUGGCAAUAAUGUUGCACAAAGCACCAGCUGCAUUUGGACUUGUAUCAUUUCUUCUUCAUGAAGGCGUAGAUAAAAAAAGGAUAAGCAGACAUUUAUUAAUUUUUUCUCUUGCGGCACCAUGUCUUGCACUUAUGACAUAUUUCGGAAUUGGAAAGGAAGGAAAAGAAACGCUGAGCAAUGUCAAUGCAACCGGUUUGGCUAUGUUGUUUAGUGCUGGAACAUUCCUUUAUGUAGCCACUGUACAUGUUUUGCCAGAAUUGAUGACAAGAAGCAGUAAUUAUUCGCAUGUGCCAAGCGUCGAGGGUACAACACUUUCUGCAACCGGGCUUAAAGUUAAAGAAAUAUUAUUCUUAGUAAUAGGAAUAUUUUUACCUGCUUUGAUUACAACUGGACAUCAUCAUUGAUUAAAUGAAAUAUUAUAUGAAGAUAUUCACAUAUGAAAAUAUGAAGAAG